Messenger RNA from Magnusiomyces paraingens, 672 nucleotides. RefSeq lists its product as uncharacterized. NCBI's taxonomy places the organism in Eukaryota, Fungi, Ascomycota, Dipodascomycetes, Dipodascales, Dipodascaceae. The transcript is spliced from 5 exons. Gene Ontology annotation, molecular function: GTP binding; GTPase activity. The record is from RefSeq and is a predicted model, not a curated record. Bases 1 to 672 code for a protein of 223 amino acids.
AUGUCGGCAUCAACACCUAGAUCAUCAGUUUCUUCGCGUUUUGCUCAGUUUAAAUUAGUUUUAUUAGGUGAAUCCGCGGUCGGAAAGAGCUCAAUCGUUGAACGAUUUGCAAAGAAUGUUUUCGAUGAUUACAGAGAAUCCACUAUUGGUGCAGCUUUUCUCACACAAACAAUUCAAUUAGACUCCAACACAACAGUAAAAUUUGAAAUAUGGGACACUGCGGGUCAAGAACGAUAUAAGUCUCUUGCACCAAUGUACUACCGCAAUGCAAACUGUGCUGUAGUGGUUUUUGAUGUUACCCAAGCAGCUUCAUUAACCCGUGCAAAGGCCUGGGUAAAGGAACUUCAGCGCCAGGCAAAUGAAAAUAUUGUGAUUGCAUUGGCGGGAAACAAACUUGAUAUCGUUUUAGGGGAUGAGUCUAAACGUCAAGUGACUACAGAGGAAGCACAAGCAUACGCAAAAGAAGCAGGCCUUCUAUUUUUUGAGACAUCUGCAAAAACUGGCCAAAAUGUUACUGAGCUUUUUACCGCAAUUGCAAAGAAACUUCCGAUUGAAUCAGUUCUCGCUUCAAGGGGUGGCGCUUCUGGUGCUGUAGGUUCCAAUAGCGCUAAUGCACGACGAGGAAUUGAUUUGAAGGGGCCAUCUACUGGAGCCACUGGCUGCCAAUGCUAA